GCGCGCGGACGUCCUGGGGCGGGACUUCCGGCGGCCCUCGCGAGCGUCUUCCGGCCCCGCGCGAGGGAGGUCCGGCCGGCCUCCGGGACAUGAAGCCCCCUGGAACCUGAGGCUGGACCCUGCUGUGACCUGCCCACCAUGAGGGCGCUCCUCAGUGCGCUCUGGCUUGCUCUGGCCUGCAGCUCUGUUCACACUACCCUGUCAAAGUCAGAUGCCAAAAAGGCCGCUUCCAAGACGCUGCUGGAGAAGACUCAGUUUUCAGAUAAGCCUGUCCAAGAUCGGGGCCUCGUGGUGACGGACCUCAGAGCCGAGGAUGUGGUUCUCGAGCAUCGCAGCUACUGCUCAGCGAAGGCCCGGGAGAGGCACUUUACUGGGGACGUCCUGGGCUACGUCACUCCAUGGAACAGCCACGGCUACGACAUCGCCAAGGUCUUCGGGGGCAAGUUUACGCAGAUCUCACCCGUGUGGUUGCAGCUGAAGAGGCGUGGCCGUGAGAUGUUCGAGGUCACAGGCCUCCAUGACGUGGACCAAGGGUGGAUGCGGGCACUCCGGAAGCAGUCCAAGGGCCUCCGCAUAGUGCCUCGGCUCCUAUUUGAGGACUGGACUCAUGAGGACUUCCGGAACGUCUUGGACAGCGAGGACGAGAUAGAAGAACUCAGCAAGACCAUGGUUCAGAUUGCCAGGAGCCAGCAUUUUGACGGCUUUGUGGUGGAGGUCUGGAGCCAGCUGCUGAGCCAGAAACACGUGGGCCUCAUCCACAUGCUCACCCACGUGGCAGAGGCGCUGCACCAGGCCCGGCUGCUCGCCAUCCUGGUCAUCCCGCCGGCCGUCACCCCUGGGACAGACCAGCUGGGCAUGUUCACACACAAGGAGUUUGAGCAACUGGCCCCCGUGCUGGACGGCUUCAGCCUCAUGACCUACGACUACCCAACAGCACAGCAGCCUGGCCCCAAUGCGCCGCUAUCCUGGGUGCGAGCCUGCGUCCAGGUCCUGGACCCCAAGUCCAAGUGGCGGAGCAAGAUCCUCCUGGGGCUGAACUUCUACGGCAUGGACUACGCAGCCUCCAGGGAUGCCCGCGAGCCUGUCAUUGGGGCCAGGUACAUCCAGACACUGAAGGACCACAGGCCCCGGAUGGUGUGGGACAGCCAGGCCGCCGAGCAUUUCUUCGAGUACAAGAAGAGCCGCGGCGGGAGGCACGUCAUCUUCUACCCGACUCUGAAGUCUUUGCAGGUGCGGCUGGCGCUGGCCAGGGAGCUGGGCGUCGGGGUGUCCAUCUGGGAGCUGGGCCAGGGCCUGGACUACUUCUACGACCUGCUCUAGGCCCAGCCCUGGAGCAGAUAUGUGCUUUCUGAGUGACGGAGUGACUGACAUGCAAAAUACAGACUUCUCUGUUUUCCA
Messenger RNA from Ceratotherium simum simum (southern white rhinoceros), 1398 nucleotides. RefSeq names its product chitinase domain containing 1 (gene CHID1). Gene Ontology annotation, biological process: carbohydrate metabolic process. The record is from RefSeq and is a predicted model, not a curated record. Gene Ontology annotation, cellular component: endomembrane system. Gene Ontology annotation, molecular function: chitin binding; oligosaccharide binding. NCBI's taxonomy places the organism in Eukaryota, Metazoa, Chordata, Mammalia, Perissodactyla, Rhinocerotidae.